Messenger RNA from Phyllopteryx taeniolatus (common seadragon), 1161 nucleotides. RefSeq names its product sarcospan (Kras oncogene-associated gene) (gene sspn). The record is from RefSeq and is a predicted model, not a curated record. Lineage: Eukaryota; Metazoa; Chordata; Actinopteri; Syngnathiformes; Syngnathidae. The transcript has 3 exons. The coding region runs from base 95 to 757 and encodes 220 amino acids. Gene Ontology annotation, cellular component: sarcolemma; dystrophin-associated glycoprotein complex.
GGGGAGCGGGCGGGCAAGCUCGUCCAUUUUCAAACAGCGCCGAAAAGAUCGGUGAGCGCUGAGAGGUACGGAUUGUUAGCUAGCGACAGGAGACAUGGGCCAGAAAGGUUCCUCAGAGCAGAGGGAUGGCGACAAGAGGAGAGAAGAUAGCCCGGCCCCAGACCACGACCACAAGUGCAGAGUGUGCCGCUUCCCUCUGCUUGUGGCCCUCUCGCAGCUGCUCCUGGGGGUAGCCGUCACAGUGGUGGCCUUCCUCAUGCUGGCCAUCAGCCCUUCCCUCCUGGCCAGAGAGACGCCACACUGGGCUGGGAUCAUCCUGUGUCUGGUUUCCAUUGUGGGAUUCAUCCUGUACUGUGCCACCUAUCACCCAGAUGAGCGCUCGACUGCGCAGUUCAUUGUCAAGCUCCUGUACUUUGCCUUGUGUGCAAUUGGCCUGGUCAUAUCCGUGUUGGUAGUGGCCUUCGCCGGAUACCACCACGCGCAGACCAGCAGCUUCAGCUGUCUCCCUGCCGCUGAGGCCUGCGUGUGCACGUUGGACCCCCGCGACCCCAUAGCUCGCACUUUCACCUACGAGGGCGUCCGCGACUGUCAGGAGAUCACCGAGACACUCUCACUCUACUAUUUGCUCCAGAUUGUGCUCAACCUAGCCCAGGCCUUCUUCUGUGCGGUGGGCACCUUCAUCAUGUGGAAGCACCGCUACCAAGUCUUCUUCUCUGGCCUUCAAAUCGGAUCCUUCCGGCGGUGGAACAAGGUUUGACUUCAUGGAUUACAGGGGACAGGCCAACUUUGACUAUUUAUCAUGAUGUCAUAGCCAUCUUGUGUGGUAAUUGUAUGAUCAAUAAAAUGCAUUUUUGUACCACUUUUGUACAUUGCAGCUGUUGAAGAGGGCUAAUUGUUAGCUAAUGUUUGUUUUCUAGCUCAGAAAAAAAAUCAGGGGGUCAGACAGUAAAAGUUAGUUGUUGUGUCAUGUAUAUGUGAUAAUAUUAUAGCCGAGGUGCUACUGAAUAACUGAAUAACCCAUUAACAUUAUUAGCCUACUUCUUUUAGGACAAAAAGAGGAGUUCACAUAUUUGUAGACAAAGUAUUCACUUUCAAAACUUUAUUUCUGUUAAUGUUUUACACGUUGUGCAAUGCAUUUCAAAUAAAAGUCCCCCAAAACUA